AUUGUGAAGUGUUUGUUUAUAAAAUAAAAUAAUAAUGAUCCUGUCGCGCUCGAAGCCAGCAGCCGACAGUCGCGGCAAUACGGGCAGCAGCUCGGCCAAGAAGAGCUUCCCCGAGCUCGAGGACUUCGUGCACAAGAGAGAUUAUGUCGGAGCACUCACUAUGCUCGAGUUCCUCCAACACGAAGGCAACACAGAGGUUUGGGCGGACGCGUGGGCGGCGUGGUGCUGGUUCCACCUGGGCGAAUACAGACGAGCACUUGACGCCUACUUACGUGUGCGCAGUCGGGAAAAGCUAGAUCCGCGUGUGGCUGAUCACAUCGCCUUGGACGUCGCCGUCUGCUACUUCUACUUAGGUAUGUACAAGGAGUCACAAGAAGCGGCUGAAGAAGCACCUAAAUGCGCGCUCAAAACGCGUCUGACGUUCCACUUGGCACACAAGCUUGGCGACGAGGAGGCGCUUAUGAAGGCCCACGCGGCGCUCCGCGACGUGCCCGAAGACCAACUGUGCCUGGCCUCUGUGCACUACCUGCGGGCCCACUAUCAAGAAGCCAUUGAUGUUUACAAGAAACUACUGCUGGAUAGGCGAUAUAAGCGCUAUGAAAGAGACGAUAUGGAUUGGAUUAAAGUGUUGAAUCAUUCUGCUGGGAACUACAUGGCACUGAACGUGUACGUGGCUCUGUGCUACUACAAACUGGACUACUACGACGUGUCGCAAGAGGUGCUGGGGGUAUACCUGGCGCACCACCCCACUUCCACCGUGGCCGGCAACUUGAAAGCUUGCAAUUUGUUCAGAUUAUACAACGGCAAGGCCGCAGAAUCUGAGCUAAAGCAGAUAUCAUCCGAUCAGCACACGUUUGGCCAAGAUCUGGUGAAACAUAAUCUUGUGGUGUUCAGAAACGGCGAGGGAGCAUUAAAGGUUCUACCAGAAUUGGUAGACGUAGUGCCCGAAGCUCGCCUCAACCUGGCCGGCUACCGGCUGCGGAACAGAGAGCCGUUGGAAGCCAGGGCUCUGCUGGAGCCACUGCAAGCCACCUCGCCUCUGCAUUACAUCUUGAGGGCGGUUGUGGCUGUUCGACUCUACAAUGAGACUGGUGACGAGGAACAGAUGAAGCUAGCGCAGCAAAGCUUCCACCUCGUAGGCAGUUCAGCAUCGGAGUGCGACACGAUCCCCGGCCGGCAGUGUAUGGCGUCCUCGUACUUCCUAGCGGCGCAGUUCGAGGAGGUGCUGGUCUACCUCAACUCCAUCAAGAGCUUCUUCGUCAGCGAUGACACUUUCACCUUCAACUACGCGCAAGCCAAAGUGGCAACAGGGUUCUACCGCGAAGCUGAGGAGUGUCUCCUCGGCAUCCAGGAUGAUGGCAUACGAAGCACGUUCACGUAUCAGGCCUGCUUGUGCCGCUGCCACGUCAUGAACCGAGACGCAGCCCUGGCGUGGGAGAUAUGCGUCAAGUCCGCUGGAACUCCUGACAACUUCGCGCUGCUGCAACUGGUGGCCAAUGACAGCUACCGCAUGGGACAGUUCCUGGUGGCUGCUAAGGCCUUCCACAUGUUGGACAGGCUGGAUGGAGGGCCAGAAAUGUGGGAAGGUCUUCGCGGGGCAGUGUGUGGAUGCGCACAGGCCGCCGCCGCCAACAAGCCGCACGCCGCGGCCGAAGUGAGGGACGCUUUGUCGCUGCUCAGAGGUCCCCGGGCUCACCCCCGAGCAGACCACAUUCUGCGGCCCAUCACGCGCUGGGCGCAACAGAAUCGGAUCCCGGUAUGAUCCGAGGGCUGCAAAUUGGCCUAACGCCAAUUUUGCAUUUUCGUAGUUUAUAGUGGUCAACUAAUAAAUAGUCGAUAG
Ostrinia furnacalis (Asian corn borer) is the source of this 1840-nucleotide messenger RNA. It is a transcript of the gene Ttc26, whose product is annotated as tetratricopeptide repeat domain 26. The record is from RefSeq and is a predicted model, not a curated record. Gene Ontology annotation, biological process: intraciliary anterograde transport; intraciliary transport involved in cilium assembly. The coding region runs from base 35 to 1762 and encodes 575 amino acids. The transcript is spliced from 14 exons. Gene Ontology annotation, molecular function: intraciliary transport particle B binding; protein binding. NCBI's taxonomy places the organism in Eukaryota, Metazoa, Arthropoda, Insecta, Lepidoptera, Crambidae. Gene Ontology annotation, cellular component: ciliary basal body; intraciliary transport particle B; ciliary base.